Messenger RNA from Arthroderma uncinatum, 1779 nucleotides. RefSeq lists its product as uncharacterized. Lineage: Eukaryota; Fungi; Ascomycota; Eurotiomycetes; Onygenales; Arthrodermataceae. The record is from RefSeq and is a predicted model, not a curated record. Gene Ontology annotation, biological process: malate metabolic process; pyruvate metabolic process. Gene Ontology annotation, molecular function: NAD binding; malate dehydrogenase (decarboxylating) (NAD+) activity. Gene Ontology annotation, cellular component: mitochondrion. The coding region runs from base 1 to 1779 and encodes 592 amino acids. The transcript has 6 exons.
AUGCAUUCCUCAUCGCCUGCGUCAUCGCCAGCUGGCGGAACUGGUUCUCCAGUUGACGGCUACUUUGACACUGCCAACCCAGGCUACAUUCGCAAGUACCUUCGCACAUACGGUCUCACGCCUCCUCGCGCGGAGAGCUACGAGGUGCAGAAGACAAGAUGUCUCGCCCAGCUAGCUCUCAAAUCCACUCCUAUCGAAAAAUUCCUCUACCUCAGCACUAUCCGCAAGAACAGCGUGCACUUGUUCUACCGCUUGGUCAUGGACCACCUACAGGAGCUUACGCCUUUGAUCUACACCCCCGUUGUUGGUGAAGCUUGUCAAAGAUGGUCCGAGAUAUAUCAACAGCCCGAGGGAAUGUAUCUCAGCUACGAAGACAGGGGAAAUAUCGCCGCAGUCAUUCAGAACUGGCCACAGCCAAACGUCGACAUCACCGUUAUCACCGACGGCUCGAGAAUAUUGGGAUUGGGUGACCUUGGGAUAAACGGAAUGGGUAUCCCGAUUGGCAAACUUGCUCUCUAUACCGCCUGUGCUGGCAUCAGGCCCGAAGCUACCCUCCCACUCACCCUCGACUUGGGAACUAGCAAUAAGACUUUGAGAGAGGACCCCCUAUAUAUGGGCAGUCGUCGUGGCAAGGUCACUCAGGAGCAGGAGCUUGAAUUUAUGGAUGAGCUCAUGGCUGCACUGACUGAGAGAUGGCCUGGCAUUGUUAUACAAUUCGAGGAUUUCAAGAACCCCUUCCCCGCACUCCAAAAGUAUCGCCACAAUUACACUUGUUUCAACGAUGAUAUCCAAGGAACCGGUGCCGUCAUUUUGGCUGGUGUGAUAAACGCCGUUAAGCGAUCUGGUGUGCCUCCAAAGGACCACCGUGCUGUAUUCCUCGGUGCCGGAAGUGCCGGUGUUGGUGUUGCUAAACAGAUCGUCGAUUUCUUCGUCAAGGAGGGUAUGACCGAGGAUGAAGCCAAAGCUUGCUUUUACCUCGUUGACACCAAGGGUCUCGUCACUGCCGACCGAGGUGACAGGCUGGCCGCCCACAAGGUCUACUUUGCCCGUCACGACAACAACGGCCAACAGUGGAAGACCUUGGAAGAGGUUGUAGAUCAUGUUAAGCCAACCAUGCUAAUGGGACUCUCCACCCUCGGAGGUGUCUUUACACCUGAGAUCCUCAAAAAGAUGGCAGACACUAACAAACAACCCAUCAUCUUCCCUCUAUCAAAUCCCUCCGCAAACUCAGAAUGUGACUUCAAGGCUGCCGUUACUCACACCGACGGACGUGCUUUGUUUGCAUCAGGCUCUCCAUUCCCCUCAUUUUCCUUCAAGAACAGCGCUGGAGAGACCGCUACCCAUUAUCCCGGUCAAGGAAACAACAUGUAUGUCUUCCCCGGUAUCGGGCUAGGAACUAUCCUCUCCAAGGCUGUGGAGGUCACCGAUAGCAUGAUCUACGCCGCUGCAGACGCCCUUUCAACAUCCCUCACAACCGAGGAGCUCGACCGAGGUCUGCUGUAUCCUGAAAUCACGAGAAUCCGCGAAGUCAGCGUCGUCGUCGCCAGGGGUGUGAUUCGGGCCGCACAGGAUGCCAAGGUGGAUCGUGAGACGGCGAUCCGAUCAUUCUCCGACUCCGACCUGGAUGCAUGGAUCAAAUCCAAGAUGUACAACCCACAUUCCGAGGUAAACUCGUUAGAACGCGAAGUUGGCAUUCUUCUGUCGUCCAUCGGCCGCAUCAACGGACAUUCGAAUGGAGAUAUAUCGCCCCGUGGCGAAGAUCAAGGCUCCAAGCUCUAG